AUGUCGACGACAGACGAUAAACCGGUCGUGCUUGUCACGUACCUGGCGGGGUACAUAGUUCUUUCCUAUGUGAUCAGCGCAAUGGGAUGUGCAACCACACUGGAGCUGCUCCACCGGCGGACAUCGAGGUCCGGUCUAUACAAUUGGUACCUUCUCCUAACCUCGUCGAUCACAAUGGGUGGUAUUGGAAUUUGGUGUAUGCACUUCAUCGGCAACCGCGCUAUCGUCCUGGGCGACGGCCAGGCAGACGUGCAAGUCUUAUAUAACGUGGCUUUUACGGGUACCUCAUUCGUGCUCCCCGUGGUAGUACUGCUAUUUGCAUUCUACGCUGUGGGCGUCGAAGAGAAGGCCGGCUAUCUUCGCAUCCUCAUCGGAGGCUUGCUCACUGGUAGCUCUGUCUGCGGUAUGCACUACAUCGGUCAACUCGGAAUCUCGAACUAUAGAUGCUCCUAUCACGUCGCCAAUGUCGUGGGCUCGGCGAUCAUUGCUAUUUUCUCCAGUACUGCUGCCCUAGGCAUCUUCUUCCGCUGGAGGGCUACCUGGACUGAUAGCUGGUGGAGACGAGGAAUCUGUGCUUGCUUAUUGGCGGUUGCCGUCUCUGGCAUGCAUUGGACCGCGGCCGUUGGAACUGUCUACAAGGACCACAACCGCAUGGUCAUGAAGGGAACCCAGUUGUCGAGGAGUCAGGUUGUCAUUGUCUGCACUGUUCUGGCCUGUGUUGCAUGUGUAGUGUUGUCGAUGUGCGCUGUUAUCGCUGGGCGAAAUCGCAGAAAGUCGACGACUCGUGCCCAUCAGCUGGUCCUUGCCUGUGCCUACUUUGAUCCCACUGGACGAAUCAUGGUCACAACGCAGGCUCUGCUUCCUACGAGAAAGAUUGUUGAUCAUUAUAUCGGACGGACAUUCAAAGAUGACGACCUCACCCGGACUCACCCUACGUUCCUGUGGGCAUUUAGGGCAACUCGAAAUUGGCCCGUUGUGAAAGAUCUAGUACCCUUCAUGCGAAACCGCCUUGAUUCCGAAGAAAGUGCCAUUGAGAAACACAUGCUAUCGCGCGGAGUGUUUAUGGACAAGGAUACGGAGUUGCAAACUGAUUUUGAUACCUUGUUCAAGCAACUCUUCUGUGUCACAGCCCAAGAGCUCUCGGAUGAACUGAAUCUGCCUCUCCAGGACCUAGGAACACUCUACGACGAUGUUCUCUCUACUGCUAUCCCCGUCUCCCGACUUUCUCGAGCCAUGGGCCGCUCUUCGCUCCGCACUGGCAAGGGCCAAUUGAUGUUCACUGUUCGCCAGCUACAAAAACAUGAAGCAGCACGCUUGAGGUCACAGGGAUUCCGAUUCGCAACCAUCGAGCAUAUCACCGGAAUGCUUUCCCGACGCAUCCAUGUUCCCGAAGCAAACCUAGCCAACUCCCUCCGCGAUAUGCGAGACUACGCAAGCUCGAAUCGUGGCUUUGACGAGGGAGUACACCUCAUAUCCUUCAUGAUGCGCCCAACAAUCCACGAUCACUUCGAGAUCCUCACCGCAAAGGGUGUCGGCAACCCCCUCCCAUCCGCAACCCUCCCCAUAAAACACCUCGAAAUCCACCAUCUAGAACUCAUAUCCCACAUGGAAGGCUGGUCCAUGGACACAUGCAUGCGAUACCUCCAGUCAGCCAGCGCAGGGCAAGCCUUCCCCAACCUGGACGACUUCCGCGCCGAGUUCAUCCAGGCCAUCAUUUCUCUCUCGAAAACCAUCCCAGAAGACCUGCGCGCAGCAGCGCAACUUUCCACUCGCCCAUUAUCAGCCCCCUGCCGCAGCAGAUCCCCCAACCCCGAAAUAGCCGUACAGAAAACCUGCACCCUCAUAACCUUCUGUGUCGUCGGCACGCUCGAAACUCAAGUCUCCAACCCAGACUACACCUUCACCCCCUUCCGUCUCUUCCGCGUCCAGCAACAGAUAAACGAAGCCCUCACCGACCGUGACGAUUUCGCCCGCGAACUAGGCGACGAACUCUUCUGCACAGACGUGCGCUCGGGAUCGACCACCAGCGAGAGCCCUUCCACGGCUAAACUGGCCAUCUUGCGUCUGUGGCCGUCACGCAAGCGCUCGGCGACCUUGAGCUCGCAAUACUCCCAGGAGUCGUUUGCGGAUCCUACUGCGACUGCGUUGCGGGAUAUCACUGUUCGCAGGGAGGUUCGCGUUGAUUUUACCCACCUCCAUGAGAAAUCAAAUCAUAAUGUCAGUGCCCGGGAAACAAAGGUGGUUGUUACCGGUGGUGGUGAGAAUGCGCCUACGACUUAUGUCGAUGAGUUGUAUAGUCUUUGCUAUGCACCGGGUAUCCGGAUGAGACCUGAUGCGUCGUUGCAAAAUAUUUCGCGUGGAUCGACUGCAUGCUGA
Molecule: messenger RNA, 2376 nt
Organism: Penicillium roqueforti
Lineage: Eukaryota; Fungi; Ascomycota; Eurotiomycetes; Eurotiales; Aspergillaceae
Product: MHYT domain-containing protein
Exons: 4
Coding region: 1-2376 (791 amino acids)
Source: RefSeq, a predicted model, not a curated record